CAGAUUAGAUGGUUUGUUUUGUUAGUCCAGCAUUUUCACUCUUUUAUUUCCCAACUUUGUUGCAACUUGUUUGAAAUGUCUCAUUUUCUUUUAAACAUUUUUCAGUCGAACCUUCUUGUGUGAAGGUUGAACCUUCAGUGUGCUUGAGAACCUUCACUUCUCAAGCACACUUUCAGUUUUAUGGUUGUCUUGCUAAUAUCACUUUAGACCCAGUGGGCUUAAAUAUGAGAAGGCCAAGGAGUGGAAGAUCCCUUGUGUGAAUGCCCAGUGGCUGUGUGAUAUACUGCUGGGCAACUUUGAAGCACUGAGACAAAUCCAGCACAGCCGAUACUCCAUCUACACACAUCCUGAACCACUGGUGCCUAAUCCACAGCUGGUCCAGAACCUGCUUGCUGCUUGGAGAACACCAAUCAAAGUGUCUUCUGAAGCUUUGGCGAGCCUCCAGCUGCUGCAGAAGCAGAAGAUCAGCGACUCAGCAAACCCACCUGCAAACAAGAAGGCCAGACUGGAAGAGAUCCAGUCCCCGAGUAAGAAGCUUCCUCCAGAGUCCACUCCUCGGGUCAUGUUCACAGGCUUUGAGCCUAUGCAAGUACAGCAGUACACCAAGAGGUUACAUGCUUUAGGUGGUGAGCUUGCAGACAGCAGUCAGAAAGUCACUCACCUUGUGGCCAGUAAGGUGACUCGCACCGUCAAGUUCCUCACUGCCAUGUCUGUGGUCAAACACAUAGUCACCCCAGAGUGGCUGGAGGAAAGCUGGAGGAGUCAGAAGUUUGUGGAUGAGCAGAGUUACACUCUGAGGGAUGCAGAAGCGGAGGUGCUGUUUGGCUUCAGCCUGGAGGAGUCGCUAAAGAGAGCCCAAAGUGCACCUCUCUUUAAGGGGAAGUACUUCUACCUCACACCAGGGAUCUGUCCAAGCCUCAGCACAAUGAAGUCCAUUCUGGAGAGCGCUGGAGGAAAGCUGCUAACCAAGCAGCCCUCAUACAGAAAGAUCAUGGAGCACAAUCAGAAUAAGAACCUUCCGGAGAUCAUAUUAAUUUCCUGUGACAAUGACCUUCACCUCUGUAGGGAAUACUUCUUGAAAAACAUUGAUGUCCACAAUGCUGAGUUCAUUCUGACUGGAGUUCUCACCCAGAAACUUGACUAUGAAUCAUAUAAGUUCACUUGAUGGUGCAGCAGUGAAGCAUAAAGAAGAGGAGGACAUGGGACAGAAUGAGGACAACCUAUGUGUACAGUCCAGCCACACUGACUUUUCUAUGUUUUUAUUUCUGUGCAGAUGUCUCCAGUCUUUUUGUAGCCUUUUGUUACCUGUUUGAGACUAAUUGAAUGGAUGUUAUUUUUGUGAAAUAAUUGUUUAAAUUAUGGAGGAUGAAACUCUUUUUUUCUGUUGUUGAGAAUAGGAUGUGUAAAGCUUCAGCUCACAAAUGCUGCUUUUUGGAAUAAAAACUACACUUUGAUUGUGAAAAA
Oreochromis aureus is the source of this 1464-nucleotide messenger RNA. RefSeq names its product PAX interacting (with transcription-activation domain) protein 1. Bases 563 to 1165 code for a protein of 200 amino acids. NCBI's taxonomy places the organism in Eukaryota, Metazoa, Chordata, Actinopteri, Cichliformes, Cichlidae. Gene Ontology annotation, biological process: positive regulation of transcription initiation by RNA polymerase II. The transcript is spliced from 10 exons. Gene Ontology annotation, cellular component: nucleus. The record is from RefSeq and is a predicted model, not a curated record.